UUUUCAAGUUAGUUUUGAUGAUGUCACUGAGACAGCUGAUCUGCAUUUGGGCGACCACCAUGUUGAGUUAUUUUAGAGAAAACCUUGGCUCAUGCAACCUGUGUAUCAGUUCAACGUCGGCUAAUACAAAGUACAAAGUCAGUCUUAAAAGGCAAUUUAUUUCAAUGUAACUAUAAUCAAACUUGCAAGCACAGUGUUUUACCUGAAUGUAUAUGUACUAUGUGCAGGUUAUUAUAUGUAAGGUAGAUCGGCUUUAUAAUAAGUAUAUGACCAGUCUGGGCCAACGAAUUUCGUUAUCAAAGUCUGUACAUGAUUUUAAACGUUUUAAAUGUUUUAUUUUAAUUUCAAGCGUUCUGAUAUCAGUCCGUGUUUCGAUAAAGCGUAUGUUUUAGCGCUACACUAUUGGAAAAUCGAACCUAAUUGAAGUAACGUUCUCACCUAUCAAUAAUAUCGAUUUCUUUUGUCUAUUUUUUUUUUUUCAACUCAAAAAGUAGGUAUAUUCUUCUGAGAAUUUUCGGUAGCAAUGAAAUCAAUAGUUCACUAGAUAAUAAUUAGCCUUACUUUACAUUAGAAUUAAGCAAAGCAGUUACUAACUAAAACGUUUUAUUGCAAAUAAACUACAUGUUCCGGCAUGUUGGAUACUGCUUUUAUUCUCUGAUCGAUACAUGAGGGAGAACUUAAUGUUCGUCGCUUUCUGAUAUUUUGGCAGUAGUAGAACUGGAUCUAGAUUGUUUUACAAACACAAGAUACGACACCUGAACUUCAAUUCCCACAUUUUUUCUAUGACUUGUUAGGGAAAGGAGCAAAUUGUGUGACAAGUUCGAGUAAUCCAAGGAAAUAGCCAAUGUGAGGUGAACCAAAUGUUUACUUAUCUCCCCUGAAAGAAAAAAAACUUGUUCAAAAGUCCACGAAAUAGCGACAUCUGACCAAACAAGGAAAAGGAAAAGAGGCGAGUGGAAGAAGAUGAAGCUGGAAGAUUUUGAGAAAAUGCUUAAAGAGCAAAAAGUCAAUGACAAGAUUAGAAAGAUCAUUCAUGAAAAAGGUCUGAAAACCGAUUUGAUAAAACCUUCUAGGCUUGCACAGUGGAACUGUUAUCACUAACAGAAGAAGGGCCAAAGGCGAGCAUCUAGCACCUAAAGGACUCCAUAUCCUUGGGUGGCUACACACCUAGGAGAAGUAAAACUGGAUUGAAACCUUGCUGCGAAUUUACCCAAACAUGGGAAGGCAUCAUGAAACAACUCUAAGAAAAAAUUAGGAGUUGACGACCCUUCGACAGCUUGUAACAAAGUUCUACAUCAUGGCAGGAUCUGCAACUGCCACGUUACUGAUCCCAAACUUUAUGGAUAUUUGCCGUUCCCUUGCACUCAUCAGCUUAGUAGAGAUGGGGAAGCUACCAGGUUUGGUUUAGCAUCCGUUGCUAUGGAUAUUAUGUUUCAUAUAUGAAUUUGUUGUUCUAUGAAGUAGUCCUUCAAACAUUAAAUAUUAAUAGGUAUAUUCUUCUGAGAAUUUUCGGUAGCAAUGAAAUCAAUAGUUCACUAGAUAAUAAUUAGCCUUACAUUACAUUAGAAUUAAGCACAGCAGUUACUAACUAAAACGUUUUAUUGCAAAUAUACUACAUGUUCGGGCAUGUUGGAUACUGCUUUUAUUCUCUGAUCGAUACAUGAGGGAAAACUUAAUGCUCGUCGCUUUCUGAUAUUUUGGCAGUAAUAGAACUGGGUCUAGGGAAAGGAGCAAAUUGUGGGACAAGUUCGAGUAAUCCAAGGAAAUAGCCAAUGUGAGGUGAACCAAAUGUUUACUUAUCUCCCCUGAAAGGUUAAAAGAAAGUAGUUAAACUAACCUUCAUGCGUUUAAAAACAACGGUAUACUAAAUUGCAGAAAAAGAACUUUUUCAAAAGUCCACGAAAUGGCGACAUCUGACCAAACAAGGAAAAGGAAAAGAGGCGAGUGGAAGAAGAUGAAGCUGGAAAAUUUUGAGAAAAUGCUUAAAGAGCAAAAAGUCAAUGACAAGAUUAGAAAGAUCAUUCAUGAAAAAGGUAGCGAGAAAAUGACUUUAAGGGAUGCACUACCUGUAGUAGACUUAAAUUAUCUAAUGGAACGUAACGUUGAUUACUGUGACAUUAGACAUUUUUUUGAUUUCAUUGACACUCUUAAAAGCGAGGAAGAAAUGAAAGUUAAAAAGAUCUUUAGUGACCCAAUCCACGGUCAGUUUGAAGUCCAUCCAGCCUGUGAAAUGAUUAUCGACACUCCACAGUUUCAAAGACUGAGAUUUCUUAAAAAGAUUGGAACUUGUUAUUUUGUUUUUCCUGGAGCUUCACAUAACAGAUUUGAACAUGCGCUAGGUGUAUGUCACCUGGCUGGAAAGUUUGUCCGAACUUUACGUCAAAACCAACCAAACCUUGGUAUUACCCAUAUUGACAUGUUAUGUGUUCAGAUAGGUGGACUCUGUUGCAGUAUAGGUUACGGUCCGUUUUCAAGGCUUUAUGAAGAAAGUUUUUUACCUCAAGUUAAGAAUCAGAGCACUUUGGAAAGACGCAAUGUUUUAAUGUUGGAAGCAUUAUUGGAGCAUAGGCCGAAUCGUUCAGGUAAUGGUGGAAGUAGCAGCGAACAGAAAAGUAUAAAAGAUAUAUUGGAAGUGGAGUACGGUCUUCAAAAGACAGACAUUCAGUUUAUUAAAGAAAUUAUUGGAGGACCCUCAAAAAUAGGAACAACGGGUUGGCCAUAUGAAGGGCGAAAUCCACAUAAAGCUUUCUUAUAUGAAAUAGUCUAUAACAAACGCAACAGUAUCGAUGCCUACAGAUGGGAUUAUCUAGCCAGAGAUUGUCACAAUAUGGGACUCAAAAACAGUUUUGACCAUCUCCGCUACAUGCAAAUGGCUCGAGUCAUUGAUGUAGAUGGAGAACUGCAGAUCUGUAUCAGAGAUAAGGAACUAAUAAACAUUCACAACCUCUUCUACACACGCUAUUUGCUGGUCAGAACAGCUUACAACCAUAAAGUCAACUGCGCCAUUGAGAUGAUGAUAAAUGAGGCCAUGUUAAAAUCCAAAGACAUUAUCGUAUUUAAAUCUACUGAACCAAAGAAAGAGAUCAAAUUAUGUGAUUGCCAUACAGAUAUGAAAGCCUAUACCCAGCUUACUGACAAUAUCAUAUUUAAGAUUUUAAGCUAUGAUCUCGAUAAAGAAGACAAAGACAAGGGCAAAGAAAAAGAUUUAAAAGAAGCUAAGGAACUGAUACGGAAAGUGAUAGAAACAAGAGAUUUAUACACGUGUGUUUUUGAAAGUAAUCCGUUUGCCCAGGAACUUUUAAAUAUAAUGGCUGAACCAAAAGGCGUUGGAAGAAGGAGAAAACAAAAUGGCAAAAGGGACAUCACUAAAGACAAAGAAAUUAUAAAAACUAAAAUUUUGACAAAAGUAAAAGAAUUGUGUACCAAGAAAAAGAAGGUUAAACGAAACAACUCUAACGUUCAGGCUGUGAAUGUGACAGAAAAAGACUUUAACGUUCAGGUUCUACACAUGAUUUCUCCCACACCCAAUCGUGGAUCAAGUUUAAAUUUCGCACAUUUUUUUCUUGUACCUGACAAACAAGAAUCAAUAUAACAAGGUAAAAAGACAGUUUGUGUGGAAACACUAAACUCAAAACCGGCCCCCGAAGUGGUCCACCUAGGCAGGUAAAUAGGUAUGUUUCAAUAUUUUGAGAAAAAAUAUCAGAAUGAAAUUCUAUCAAAGGCAUAUGACAGAGAAGAAUGAAAAAAGAAGGUUGACAGAGCUUUUGUGGUGUCCCAACGGUCCGUCUUUCUGUCUGUCUGUCUGGUAAAAAGUUUGUACACGUUAUUUCUCCGACACCCAAUCUCGGAUCAAGCUGAAAUUUUACACAAUUUUUCCUUUUACUUUAUUUCUUUUACCUGACAACACAUGAAUCAAUUUAAAAAAAAAAAUUAGUUAAUUAAAUAUUGGUAAUUAUUUUUUUAUUGUAUAUCGAACAAGGGAAAGAAAUUGUACUUUACCGAAGUGGUGAUAUAAGUUGAAUUAGUCCCCUUUAUAGGUCGCGGCUCUAAAUUGAAACAAACAAUAUAUAAUUAUACAAUCUACUCUAAUAAUAAGUAGGUCACUAGUAGAGUGGUUAGCACUUCG
Biomphalaria glabrata is the source of this 4126-nucleotide messenger RNA. RefSeq names its product deoxynucleoside triphosphate triphosphohydrolase SAMHD1-like. The coding region runs from base 1904 to 3592 and encodes 562 amino acids. The transcript is spliced from 24 exons. The record is from RefSeq and is a predicted model, not a curated record. Gene Ontology annotation, biological process: dGTP catabolic process. Lineage: Eukaryota; Metazoa; Mollusca; Gastropoda; Planorbidae. Gene Ontology annotation, cellular component: nucleus. Gene Ontology annotation, molecular function: dGTPase activity.